CUCCUUGCUUUCCUGGCUUCCAAUAGCUCACUGCAGAGAGCAGCAGAGGGCGCCGCCCGGCGUGGAUCCGGCCUGCUCCGAAUUCCCCCGUCCGGGGAUUUCCCACUCCACCUCGACCAGAGCCUCUAUAAAGAGCACGCUGGAGCUAUGCUCGUAAACUGGUGCGGGAGGGCAGGAUCUCACUGUGCUUCUCCACGGAGAACAGAAACCAAAGCUUUUGAAUUUACUUUCUUCACCUAGUAACAGCAAUUACGAAUGUUAAAAGAGAUGGGAAGAACAAGCCAAGCUGUGCUAAUAAUUUUGUAUGUGUUCAUGACCGUUAAAGCUUUUGAAAUGGAGAUUAUACCUGCUAACAGAAUUGUUAAACAGAUUGGAGAAACACUCAAACUCACCUGCAAUACUACUGGCUGUGCAUCGCCAAGAUUUUCCUGGAGAACCCAGAUGGACAACCCCCUUGGAGGAACAGUGAAUAAUUAUAGGACAUACUCUACCUUGACUAUGAAUCCGGUUAGCACUGUGAAUUCUCAUGACUAUCUGUGUACUGUCUUCUGUGGUGAGAAAGAGAAAAAAGAGAAGAGUGUCAAAGUUGAAAUUUACUCUUUUCCCAGAGAUCCUGUCAUUGAGAUCAGCCCAUCUUUAGCUGCUGCAGAGCCAGUCACUGUCACCUGUAAAAUUCUGGAUGUGUAUCCUUCUCAUUACCUGGAAGUACUCCUAAAGAAAGAGGAUCAUGUUCUUCAUGAGAAAAACUUUUAUGAAGAUGAAAGCACAAAUACAGAGAACAAAACUGUCACAUAUUCAUUUAAUCCCACAGCUGAAGAUAUAGGGAAAGAGAUUACCUGUGUGGCGAAGUUACCAAUUCCUAAUAUGGACUUUGAACCCAAAGAAAGAGUAACUUCUGAGAAACUGACUGCAAACUUUGGCCCGCAAAAUACUGUCAUUACUGCAUCUCCAGGCAACUGGCCAAUGAAGGGAGACACUCUGAACCUCACUUGUGUGACUGAGAGUAAUCCACCAGCACAGAUAGUUUGGAGAAAACAUCUGGCUGAUGAAAGCAUUCAGCUUCUGACAAAAAACAGUGUCCUUUCUAUUCCUGAUGCCCAUUUCAAUAACUCAGGACUGUACAUCUGUGAAGUGACUAAUCUGGUAACAAAUAAAACAGAGAAAGCAACUGUGGACUUAGUUAUACAAGGUGCUCCAGACAUUACAGAACUCUCCAUUGAACCUUCUACCACAGUUCGAGAAGGAGAAAAUGUUUCCAUACGAUGUUCUGCUGAGGGUAAUCCUUCUCCAAGGAUUAUUUUAAGGAGAAAAUCUGACAGUGCAGACAUGGGGCCUUACAGUGAGGGGAGAAUUCUCCUUCCAUCUGUGACGCUCCUAAAUGGAGGAGACUAUGAAUGUGUAGCAGAAAAUAAGUUUGGGAAAAGUAGAAGUGAAGUAACACUUAAUGUGCAAUAUGGACCAAAGAAUACAAUGAUCUCUGUUAUUCCUGCCACUGCUGUUAAAGAAGGUGAAACUGUGAUAAUGAAGUGUACUAGUUCUGGCAAUCCAGCUCCAGUGAUUUCUUGGAAGAAAAAGAAGACUACUGGGGAGCCUGAGAAAAUCUGUACAGAUGCAACUUUAACCAUAAAGAACAUAAAAAGUCAAGAUCUGGGGCUUUAUGAAUGUGAAGCUUAUAACCAAUUUGGCAAAGAAGAAAAGGAUGUGAAAUUGCUUGUUCAAGUUCCUCCCCAAAAUAUCACUGUGUUAGUAUAUCCAUCAGAAAAUGUGAAAGAAGGAGAAAACAUCACUAUUACAUGUAGCGCAUAUAGUAACCCACCAUCAGAGAUGGUCCUGAAAAAACUCCAUCAGCAGAAAGAAAUCAUUCUGCCAUCAGUGAAUGGAACAUUUAUACUUUACAAUGUCACCAAAAAUGAUACAGGCAGAUAUUUGCUUGAUGUUUUCAAUGAGGUUGGAAACAACAUCACAGUGAUUGAGAUAGCUGUUGUAGAAAGAUUGGCAAAACCAGAUCAAAUGAUCCCACUGAUUAUUGCAUUUUCCUCUGUGACAGCAGUAGCGGUACCUGCAGUUGCAAUUUUGAUCUACGUGUCAAGAAAAGCAAAGAUAAAUGGAUCCUACAGUCUUGUAAAAGCACUUGGGCUGAAAGUGUGAUUCCAUGAAUAGAAGUCUAAGUUCAUAAUAAGCAAUGUUAUUUAUUGUUGUGACUGGUUCCACUUUUCUGUGAAAUACAGUAACAAAAAAAUGACUUAAGAACACCACCACAUGAUAGCAAAUGGAUUGUUUUCCUGUUUUGAUACGUAUUUUGGUAUUUCAAUUAAAGGAAAAACUGGCGUCCUAUCCUAGAAGUGAGUAAAUCACUUCUGUGUUGAAGCAUGCUGAACAUAGAGUUCCUUGGAGAACUAGGUUUGUACAUAGUGUAUCAUUUGUGUUGUAAAUAUGUUCAACUGACUAUCACUUCGUAAAAUUGCAGUCUUACUGCAACUGUACAGGGAAAUGUUAAGUCAAAGAUAUAAAUCAGCAUUACUUGAGCUGAGCAGAUGAUAAUAUUUUAUUUUGUAUUACCUACAGAGCGAAUGUUUUUAAUACAACUUGUCUGCUUGUAGUAAUGUUUGGAAAAUGUUCUCUUUUCACUCGUAUUGCCCUAAACCCUGUCCCUUCAAUGAAAUUCCAUAGUCGCUGGGCUAUGCCUUUCUGAUCCUUUAAAUGAAUUUAAGCUCUCAAG
Pezoporus flaviventris is the source of this 2719-nucleotide messenger RNA. RefSeq names its product vascular cell adhesion molecule 1 (gene VCAM1). Bases 256 to 2148 code for a protein of 630 amino acids. The transcript has 8 exons. NCBI's taxonomy places the organism in Eukaryota, Metazoa, Chordata, Aves, Psittaciformes, Psittacidae. Gene Ontology annotation, molecular function: integrin binding. The record is from RefSeq and is a predicted model, not a curated record. Gene Ontology annotation, biological process: cell-cell adhesion. Gene Ontology annotation, cellular component: membrane.